AUGAUGACCUCAAGGGUACUCUCCAGGCUACUACCUGUGGCCGAAGGAGAUGUAUCCGUCUUCGAGGGUAUGCGAAGCGCUCCUCACCGACGAACAGACAUCGAAUCACACGGCCGACACGAGGAUACAUUCCACGACGAAGAUGACUAUCCAGACCGCAUCUUCCUCGAAGGUGCGAACGAUGAGGAGUCAGAUCAGACACAACAAAGCCCUGAAACCCAGCCUUCAGCACAGCAAUCACCAGUUCUUGAGCGCAUACGUCCAAAAUGGCUCGAUAGCCGGAGAAACAGACGGAUUGAUGAGGACGAUGAUGUGCCGGAGUCUUUGAUACUGGACGACAAGGGCGAGGGACCUGCGAACAGGGCAUCAUCCCGACCCACAGAUCAAGAUCCGAGAACAAGAGCAGAAGCACAGUGGAAGGCAGCGCAAGAGACACAUGGACUGCAUGCGGACCGACCCAGGCCUGUAUCACGGCAAUAUCAGACCAGGUCUAACACUGCUCCAGCUCCUCAGGCUGAUCCUGAAGUGGAUGCAAUGUGGCUCUACGCCAAUGCAUCAAAUCUUGACGCCUUCUUGCUCGAGGUCUACCAGUACUACGUCGAGCAUGGCGUCUGGUCGAUCCUACUGUCCAGAGCGAUCAGUCUGAUGACCGAGCUCUUCAUCUUCAGCUUUGCCAUGUUCCUCACGACCUGCAUAGAUUACUCGAAGGUGCCAGGAAGCAGAAUGACCUCGGAUAUUGUGAUACCGAAAUGCAUGAAGAACGCUUCUUGGUUCAAGAAUGCAGCACUGUUCGUAUUCAUUGUCUACUGGUUGUCGAGAGUAGCAACGCACGUUCGUGGCAUACGGCGACUGUUCCAGAUGCAGCGCUUCUACUUACACGUCCUCGGCAUCACCGACACGGACAUUCAGACGGUCUCCUGGAUUAAGGUAGUUGAGGGCCUGGUGAAAGUGCAGAGCUCGAACAUUGCCACCGCAAAUUUGACUGCAGCAACCAAAAACAUUGUCGGAUACAAACGACCUCAGGAACGACUUAACGCUGAGACCGUUGCCAACCGCCUCAUGCGCCAGGACAACUAUUACGUCGCGCUCUACAACAAGGAAAUUCUCGAUUUCACCCUGCCGCUCCCCUUCGUCGGUAGCCGCCAGUUCUACUCCAAGAGCCUCGAAUGGUGCAUCGACUUCUGCCUCACCAACUUCAUCUUCGACGAGCGCGGUAGCAUUCGGCCUUUCUGCUUGGACGUCAGGAACCGACGCGCUCUUGUCACCGCUCUGAGUCGACGUCUCCAAUUUGCCGCUUUGACUAGCGUCCUCAUCGCUCCCUUCAACAUCCUCCGCUUCUGCAUGAUGUACUUUUUCCGCUACUAUACAGAGUUCACCCGCAACCCCUCCCGCCUCAGCGCGCGCUCUUUUACUCCUUUCGCCGAGUGGAAGAUCCGCGAGUUCAACGAGCUGGAACAUCUCUUCCAGCGCCGCCUCCGGCAAGCCAUGCCGUUCGCAAACGACUACCUCAAGCAGUUUCCAAAGGAUAAACAGGACCAGUUCUGCCGCUUUGUCGCGCUCGUCAGCGGGGCGGUAGCAGCGGUGUUGGGUAUGUUCUCCGUCUGGGACUCCGAGCUCUUCCUCGGCUUCGAAGUCACGCCCGGCCGCACUGCGCUCUUCUGGCUCACAGUCUUCGUCGGCAUCUUCGGCAUAGCGCACGGUGCUCUACCAGAUGAAAACGAAGUCCACGACCCCGUGCUGCAUCUCAGAGAAGUGCUACUGUAUACACACUACAUGCCCGCUCACUGGAAAGGCCGCCUGCACAGCAACGAAGUCCUCUCCGAAUUCUCCGCAAUGUACCAGAUGAAAAUUCUCAUCUUCGUCGAAGAAAUCCUCUCCCUGAUCGUCGCCCCCUGGAUCCUCCUCCGCAACGCUAACAGCCGUUGCGAACGCAUCGUCGACUUCUUCCGCGAGCAGACGGUGCAUGUCGACGGGAUCGGGCACCAAUGUAAUUUCGCGGUAUUUGGGUUCAAGAAGGAUCUGAAUGUGGAGGAUCCGACGAAGACGCUGCAACGGCGCGAGCCGGAUGGGUUGCGGGAUGAGUAUUUUGGGUGCAAGGAUGAUAAGAUGGAGGCGAGUGUGCAGAACUUCAUGCAGUACUAUAGUCAUGCUCAUCAUGCGAGGGAGGGGAAGAGGAGGGGACAGAGGGGGUGGCAGCCGCCGCCUGCUUGGCCGCCGAUGAUGGGGGAGGGUGAUGGCGAGGAGGGGACGGCUGUCGUGAAAUCGGCUUUGAGUCCACCGGCUGGAAGGGGCCAGAAAGCGGUGAAGCCCUCGCGAUCGGCACGCUCGCCGCUGCAGCAAGCCAGUCGAUCUCAUGCUGCCAUGCAGCGCAGACCUCCGUCCUCUCAAGCAACUCCUAGUAAGGCAGAGCCCGGCAUGACGGAGAGCAGACUUAUGGCGCAGGACAGCGAUCUCCAAGACGCCAUCAUUGGUGGUGGGGACUCGAAGGACGUGCUUGAGAGCGACACAGACAACGACGAGGGCGACGAUGUCGCUGGGAAGAACGCGGGUGUAUUAGGCAUGAUAUAUCAAUUUAGCAAAGCGCAGACGGAGAAGGGCGCUGGUCUGAACAUUUGA
Molecule: messenger RNA, 2616 nt
Organism: Saxophila tyrrhenica
Lineage: Eukaryota; Fungi; Ascomycota; Dothideomycetes; Mycosphaerellales; Extremaceae
Gene: ATG9
Product: autophagy protein atg9
Exons: 1
Coding region: 1-2616 (871 amino acids)
Biological process (GO): protein localization to phagophore assembly site; autophagy of mitochondrion; nucleophagy
Cellular component (GO): phagophore assembly site; autophagosome
Source: RefSeq, a predicted model, not a curated record